AUGGCUGAAAAACCUGUCACUACCAUCAUUAGGAAUCUGCCUGUUGACACCUAUCUCCCUGAAACUAAGGCCUCUUCAGCUGUGUUUACUCAAUACCCUUCUAUGGUAUCCACUAUGGACGUAUCGAUUUCUUCACCGCGUGACAAAUCUUCUUCUGAGGAACAACUUGCUCUACGUGCGAAUGUAACACACUUGGAACACUAUUCAGGCACAGAUUCUUCUGCUUCUAGUCCUUCUAGUGUCAAGAGGCAGAAGUUGGAACCUUCCAAUGACGGUGCCUUUAUGCCGACAGCAACAACAGAUCCGUCUGAGGUCAUAGAUCUUACUGCUGGAUCUGCAGGGAGUUCUGAUGACAGUUACGAUGAUGUCGAAGGUCAGCCGAGUCAGAAAAUCUUGGAUGACCAAGUUAUCAACACCUCUGUAUAUCCACAGUCUAAUCACAACUCUACGACGACGACCACCACCACGAGGAAUAACAACGAUGAUAAUGACGAUGUGGUGAUUGUUGGUGAAGUCAAGCUAAGUGACGAUGUUGACUCGCAAGGCUAUUCAAAUUAUGAAAUCUCAAGGAGAGAAGAACUAAAUUUACCGAACCAAGGCCGGCCUCCUAUUCAUCACAGUCAUUCAUUAUAUCCUUCUUCAAAGUAUCAGCGAGAGGAUGAAAUUAAUCACAAUAUACCCUAUGAGCUAAGCGCCAAAAAGCUUCGACAAGAUUAUGGUCAUGUGGUUGACGUCACUCAAGGACUCAUAGAUAAAGCAACACAGCUAUAUGAACAAGCGAACGAAUCAGUCAACACUCUUUCGCUUCAGUUAAUGAAAUUUAAGAGAACCCUUAGAGCUCACACCAUGGAAAAUCAAAUGAGGAUUCAAAACAUCGAUCUGCUAAUACUAGACAUGAGAAAGAAAAAUAGAGGUAUGAUGAACGAUACACAACUGUUGCGUCAUAAUAAACACGAACUCCAGCGCGAGUGGCGAUAUAAGUUGGGAAUGAGAGACUCUCUAAUAGAAAAUGGUCAUCUACUUCCGGCAUAUAAGCGACCUCCUGCUAGAGAUAUGCGAAGGGUCAACUUGGGUGUUUUCCAGAGCAACUUUCACCACUUACAGCAUCGCUUAAUGCAUUUAAACGAGACCACACAUAUUGAAGAGUUGCUUAGCCAAGUCAAAAAUGAAGAUCGAUCAUAUAGAGGAUCUUACAACAAUAUUCGUGCUUUGGGUGAGACCGCAGGAUCUGCGUACAUGGACAGAACUGCCGAUAAUUCUGUGUCAGAACCUCAAAUUGUAUCUGUCAGGGAGAUUACCAAUAUUGGUAAUGCCACAGAUAGUAUUCCACGGCCUAAUGACUUUCGGAGGCCAGAUUGGUGGAAUGAUGAUGUAUUCAAGAGCUUGGAUAACGACGUUUCUACGGCAGAUUCCUACCAACGGAAUCAGCUGCAGGAAGAAGAUGCUAUGCGGUUUGCUUCAAAUCCGUAUCUUUAUAACUCGAACGUUUAUCAGAGUGAUGAGGCUGAUAGUUUGAGGAAACUAUUGAACAAUAUUAAGCCCGACGAAGAUUUUGAAGAAGGCAUGGAAACAACUCCAAAAGGUAUGCUGGUACCGUUGCUUAAGCACCAACGUAUUGGUUUGGCGUGGAUGAAAUCACAAGAGAAAUCUCAAAGCAGAGGUGGUAUUCUUGCUGAUGACAUGGGUCUUGGUAAGACCGUCCAAACUUUGGCUAUUAUGCUACUUAAUAGGUCCGAAAAGACCGGAUGUAAGACAAACUUGAUCGUGGCCCCAGUUUCCUUACUUCAACAGUGGGCACAAGAGGUUCGACUGAAGGUGAGUGGCGAGAGUGAUUUUAAAUGCUAUGUAUACCACCAGUCAAAGCGUGCCAAGAGUUUUGAAGAGCUUCAGAAGUACGAUAUCGUUUUGGUGUCCUACAAUACGCUUGCGUCUGAGUGGAAAAAGCAUUAUGCAUUAGCUAUUUCUGAGUUGAGGCGUAAGAAAAGUGCCGAUAUUCCUAAAGAUGGAGGCGAAACCUACCGGUCUCCAUUCUUUACAUCUGACGCUAACUUUUACAGAAUCAUUCUUGAUGAGGCACAGAACGUGAAGAAUAAGCUUACCAACGCCUCUCGGUGCGUGGCAACUUUGAGGGGAGAUUUCAAAUGGUGUCUCUCGGGUACUCCGAUUCAAAACCGUAUUGAGGAGCUGUACCCGCUACUUAGAUUCCUUCAAAUACAACCUUAUUGCAAUGAAACGCGAUUCAAAACGCAGAUUGCGGCACCAUUGAAGACGGGAUGGCAGAACGAUCGAGCAUACAAGAAACUACACGCUUUGCUAAGUGCCAUUUUAUUGAGGCGUACGAAAGAUUCAGAAAUUGAUGGUAAGCCUAUCCUUGAGCUACCCGAGAAGCAUAUAAUUAAGGACGAAGUGCUGAUGACGGAUAAAGAGUCGGAUUUCUAUAAGAAUUUGGAAUCCGAAUCUGCAAAAAAGGCUCAGACUCUAAUGAAUUCGAAUAAUCAUAGCGAAGGUAGCAAUGUAUCGAACUACAGCUCAAUUCUUACACUUUUGCUUCGUAUGAGACAGGCAUGUGAUCACUACUACUUGGUGAAGAUCAGUGAAGACAAGCAGAGAACAGCUAAGAUGGAAGACAUCCGUGGUCAGUUCAAGUCGUGCAAAACUUUUAAGCCGAAUGUGAUUGCACGGGUGGAUAAUGAACGUGAAAACGAGCUUACCUGCCAGAUGUGCCACGAUGUCUUACCUGAGGAGAAUGCUUAUAUGCUAAGUGAAUGUGGUCAUAUCGUGUGCCGGGACUGUAUCGUUCCGUUCUUUGACGAAAACUCGGACACCAGCUGGGAUGGUGACCGGUCCGCCAAAUGCCUCCUAUGUAGAACUCCUAAUCUUGAGAGUGCAAGUGUGAGCUUUGCUGUAUACGAUGCCACUCUUAAAGAGAAGUUGAACUGGCAGCAGAUGAGGAAGAAGUUUGGUCUUGAGAACAAGGCUAGUGACAAAAAUUACCGUGCUGAGAAGAUUAAGGAGUUGAUACGAGAAGAUGGUGGUAAAAUUAUGGUAUCGGCAAAGGUGGCUAAAUGUAUUGAGCUAGUGAAACAGAUUUUGGAAGAUGACCCAAAUGAGAAGAUUAUCAUUUUCAGCCAAUUCACUACAUUCUUUGACAUCCUACAGAUUAUUUUGUAUGCUAACGGCAUAUCAUACUUGAGAUACGACGGUACUAUGGACGUCGACACGAAAAACAAAACAGUUUCUCAAUUCUACAAUGAUUCAUCAAAGAGAAUUCUUCUCCUUUCAUUGAAAGCGGGUAACGUUGGUUUGACGCUAACGUGCGCCAAUCACGUGAUCUUGCUCGAGCCAUUCUGGAAUCCUUACGUUGAAAGACAGGCACAGGAUAGAGUUCAUAGAAUCUCGCAGACAAGAGAAGUGUUUGUUCAUAGAAUAUUGGUUCGUGGCACAGUUGAAGAUAGAAUCAUGGAAUUACAAGAAAAGAAAGAGAAGGUGGUAGAGACGGCGCUUGAUCCGAAGGGAAGACAAUCCGUGAAUAAGUUGAGUAUGCCGGAGUUGAGGUACUUGUUUGGACUAAACGGAUUACCUCAAGCAGCAUAA
Molecule: messenger RNA, 3594 nt
Organism: Brettanomyces nanus
Lineage: Eukaryota; Fungi; Ascomycota; Pichiomycetes; Pichiales; Pichiaceae
Exons: 2
Coding region: 1-3594 (1197 amino acids)
Cellular component (GO): cytoplasm
Molecular function (GO): ATP-dependent chromatin remodeler activity; ATP binding
Source: RefSeq, a predicted model, not a curated record